AAUAUUUAAAAUUUUAUUAAAUUAGAUUAUUUGAUAAUUUUAAAAUAAAAAAAAAAGUUACAAAUGGAGUUGGGUGUUAAAAAUACAUUACACAUAGGCUAAAGGGUAAAAAUAAACAUUUUAAUUAAAAAAGAAGAAGUGGCAAAUGAAAUCGUUUUAGUUGCGAAUGCUGUUUUAAUAACUUUCCAUCCUAGUAUGUGGGAACCACAAGCUUAAUGGUGUCUAUAAAUUAACCCUUCUUUAUAACUUUACUAUCAAUCUUAAGAAAAACACACACAGAAAAUGAAAGGUUCAUCUUCAUCUUCACGCCACGUACUGGCAAUCCUUCUCAUUAUCCUUCAAUUCACGCCCUCCAUAGCCAAAACCUUCUCCCACAAACCAUACCACACCAAAAGAAACACCGAAUACGUCAGAUCUUCAUGCACCACCACUACCUACCCCAGAUUAUGUUACCGCUCCCUCUCCAUCUACGCCUCCAAAAUCAACACCAGCCCCCGACUGAUUGCCCACACCGCCCUCCUCGUCACCUUCAGAGCCAGCAAAUCCACGUCCAGGCUCAUGCGAAAAAUCGCCAGAACCCAUCGUUUGAAACCUCGGGUCGCUGCCGCCAUGGCGGAUUGCAUCGAAGUGAUCGACGACUCUAUCGACGAGCUCCAAAAAUCUAUAGGUGAAAUUGCUCGUAUCAGACGCUCCAACUUUGUGCUUAUUAUGAGUGAUCUUCAAACCUGGGUUAGUGCUGCACUGACAGAUGAAGAUACUUGCACGGAUGGAUUCUCAGGCAGGGCUAUGAAUGGGUAUGCGAAGAUGAUGGUGAGGAAACGAAUCGUUAAGAUCGCACAUUUGACGAGCAAUGCUUUGGCUCUCAUCAAUAACUAUGCUUCAUCUCAGAUCCUUGAUUGAUUUUCUCGAGAAAAUUUCGAUGGCAAUGAAAGCACUGUGUGUCAUGGAUCAAUCUGGGAUUUGUAUGGUUUUCGAACAGGGCAUGAGUUUUUAAGAUACUGCAGAGUCUGUUCUCAACUCUAUGUUUAUGGUUCUUGAUUUUUGUAAUUGUAUCAAUUUGAAAAUGAAAUUUCAGUGUGGGAUUGCUGUCGAA
Molecule: messenger RNA, 1093 nt
Organism: Gossypium arboreum
Lineage: Eukaryota; Viridiplantae; Streptophyta; Magnoliopsida; Malvales; Malvaceae
Product: 21 kDa protein-like
Exons: 1
Coding region: 283-900 (205 amino acids)
Biological process (GO): negative regulation of catalytic activity
Molecular function (GO): enzyme inhibitor activity
Source: RefSeq, a predicted model, not a curated record